Messenger RNA from Nothoprocta perdicaria, 2873 nucleotides. RefSeq names its product aarF domain containing kinase 2 (gene ADCK2). The transcript is spliced from 8 exons. The record is from RefSeq and is a predicted model, not a curated record. The annotation marks the transcript as partial. Lineage: Eukaryota; Metazoa; Chordata; Aves; Tinamiformes; Tinamidae. Gene Ontology annotation, cellular component: mitochondrion.
GCGCUGCGCGCCGCCGCGCGCCCCCACGCCUGGCGCCACACCGAGCGCCUGCUCGCCCAGGCCUUCGGCGAGCGCUGGGCCGCCCUGCUGCACUUCCCCAGCCGCGAGCCCGUGGGCUCGGGCUGCGUGGCCCAGGUGUACAGGGCCUACGCCGACCUCGCCGCCCUCCCCGGCGCCCGCGCCGACCCGCUCGCCCGGCGCUCGCCGCUCGCGGCCGCCUUCGAGGUGUGGCGGGCGGCCGGUUUCGGAGGCCUCUUCAGGUGGCUGGCGAAGAGGAGGCACCGUGAGAUGCUGGAGGAGAAGAGCGGGAAGGAGACGAGUCUGAAGGGCCGGCACCCAGCGGAGCAGAUGGACCGACUGCUGCCCAGCACAAACCCUCCUUCAGGCAGACGCCUGACGCCCGUGGCUGUCAAAGUUCUGCACCCUGGGCUAGUCCACCAGGUCCAGAUGGAUCUGUUCCUCAUGAAGAUAGGCAGUCACAUCCUUGGACUUCUCCCUGGCUUCAAGUGGCUCAGUUUGACUGAGAUUGUGGAGGAGUUUGAGAAGCUUAUGAUUCAGCAGAUUGACUUACGCUAUGAAGCCAGGAACCUGGAACGCUUCCGAGAAAAUUUCCUGGAUGUUGAUUUUGUGAAGUUCCCAACUCCUCUACACCCCUUGGUUACAGCAGAUGUUCUAGUGGAAACAUUUGAGGAGAGCGAGCCCAUCUGCCAGUACCUGCGCGCGGACGUGGCCCCGGAGCUGAGGCAGGCGCUUGCSAAGAUGGGCAUGGACAUGCUCCUGAAGAUGGUUUUUGUCGACAACUUUGUCCACGCUGACCUGCACCCUGGCAACAUCCUGGUGCAAGGCCCGGCCCCCAGCGGUGGCGAGCAGCCGGCGCUYGUGGACGCGCUGGUGCCGCCCGCRCGGCCACUGCGCCUGGUGCUGCUGGACGCGGGGAUCGUGGCGGAGCUGCAGCCCGCCGACAGGAGCAACUUCCGGGCCGUCUUCACCGCCGUGGUCCAGGGCCAGGGGGAGCGAGUGGCAGAGCUGAUCCUGCACCACGCGCGAGCCAACGAGUGCCGGGACAGGGAGCGCUUCAAGGCGGAGAUGGCCRAGCUGGUGGCCAGGGUGCGGAGCAGCUCCAUCGCCCUGGGCAAGCUUCAAGUGGCAAAUCUCCUCUCCAGUGUCUUCAAGUUACUGAUGACCCACAAGGUGAAGCUCGAGAGCAACUUUGCUUCCAUCAUCUUUGCCAUCAUGGUCCUGGAAGGGCUUGGUCGUUCACUGGACCCCGAAUUGGACAUCCUGCAGGCUGCUAAACCACUGCUCCUCAAAGCUGCAGCUUCUGGCCUUUAGCAGACUGUUGUGGUUGCUACUCGUUCACGGUGCAGGGUUAACUUUGCUCUCUGGGAGCUGAUGGAGAAAGAGGCUGGAGGUGAGAGCAGUCCCAUGCCUCUCAAUGCCACGCAGUGGAUAUUCCACACUAAGGUUGCUUUCAGUCAUAUCCAAGCAGCAAACGUGGAGUGAUCACAGAAUUGCACACAGGACGGUGGAGGGUGGAAGGGACCUUUUAAAGAAGAUAUAGUCCAACGCCCCUGCUCAGCCGACUCCAGGUUUUCCAGGACCCUAUCCAGAUGACUUUGGAAUAUCUGCAAAGGURGAGGCUCCACAGCCUCCCUGGGCAACCUGUUCCAGGUUUGACCACCCUCUCGCAAAAAUGUUUUUCCUUAUUUUCAGUUGGAACUUCCUGUAAAAGAGUUUGGCACACUCCUCUUCGUACCAUCCCUUUAGAUGCCUAAAUCCAUUGAUAAGAUCCACUUUUCAGUCAUCGUUCCUCCAGUCAGAGCAAUCCAAGCUCUUUCCUAUGAGGAAAGUCUAUUUCAGAAGGCUGGGGCAUUUUGCACAGAGGGAGAGUUUAGCCUCCYUCACACAAUUUUAGGAGAUAAUACACUCCACUUUUUUUAACUGAUGGUAUCAGAUACUUUAGGUGCACAAGAUCCUACAGCCUGACGAAGAAGGCAGAUUUGCUCAUCUACAAGUCUUUAAAAAGAUGUUCAGAUAGCAAGUCUGCUUUUGCAAAACUAUCAGGUUACAAGUUUUAAAUAAAUUUACUGACUGAUCUCUGACUACUCUCUAAGACGUGGUAUUUUCAUACCACCUAAGCAAAUGAUGAAGAUAUUCAGACUAUGAAAUGUAAGCAGGCUGAAGAAGCCAGUGUACCMUUUUUUUACAUUUAGUGUAGAAGUGGCCUAACUUCCCACAGAGUGGUCUGUUCCAAGUCAUUUUGGAUGAUAAAAGCAGACAAGGCAAUUUAAUUUCAGAUUUCCAUCCUCUAGCACAAUAUUAUAAGAGUGUGGAUUACAAACAGUUUAAAAAAAAAGCCCAAAAAGCCCAUAAUAAAAGCACUUUUGGGAAGUAUUUCUCCUGUACUGGCUUUAGUUUUUGUUGAAGCUUUAAAGGGGGGGAAAAAAAAAAAAGUCUUUUCCUCAUCUCUUUAUUCGCAUUUGUCUUGUCCCUCAUUCCACCCCCCCAAAAAAAUCUGAAGUUAAAUCCUCAUACUAACAUAGAAAUGUUAUCUUUUUUCCUCUCUCUGGUAGUUUAUAAAACAAAAAGUCUGUGCCUUUUCACUGAGGGAUGGGAAACUUAUGAAUGUUAUCAAAACAAACCAGUUAAACCUCAAAACUGAUCUGGAUUGUGCCUCUCACAGUCAUUUACUGGUAUUCUUAAACUCAUUUUUAAGACCUUAUCUUAGUGAUAAGAAGCAGCCUGUUGAAUGAUGGAAAAUAUUUUAAUACUAAAUACAUUUUUCAUUAAGUUUCAGUAGCACAAGUGCUCUGUAGCAAUCUGUUUUCAAAUGGUCAAGCAAAGAGGAAACUAUUUACAUGGAUAUAGAAUUA